Hydra vulgaris (swiftwater hydra) is the source of this 1824-nucleotide messenger RNA. The record is from RefSeq and is a predicted model, not a curated record. Lineage: Eukaryota; Metazoa; Cnidaria; Hydrozoa; Anthoathecata; Hydridae.
AUGUCUUUACUUGAAGGCGGUGAUAGACGUCGUUAUAAUCUACCUUCACAUGAUGAAGUUCCAGUUGUAUUUGUUGGCGAAGAUGGUGCUCCCCCAACUUCCAGGGAAGUUGUUAUUUACCCAAGAGGUCAUCCUUUAAAAAUUGUAUCAAAAAAUUUAUAUCCGGGUCAGAAUGCGAAUGAUAGACCUGAUUUGGUUACUCGAGUAUUUAAACUCAAGUUAAAUAACCUCCUCAAUGAUAUAUUCAAACAUGGUGUAUUAGGCAAAGUUGUAACGCAUGUUCAGGUUAUUGAGUUUCAAAAGCGUGGUUUGCCGCAUGCCCACAUUUUACUUCAUUUAGUAAAUGAUGAUAAACUUGAAACAUCACAGGAUAUCGAUAAUUUGAUUUGUGCAGAAAAUCCAGAUCCGAUAGUUAAUUGUGAACUUUAUGAUAUUAUCAAAACUUGCAUGAUUCACGGCCCAUGUGGGAUACUGAAUUCAAAUUCUUCCUGCAUGAAAGAUGGGGUGUGCAGCAAAAAUUAUCCUAAAGAUUUUAAUGCCAACACAGUAGCUGUUCACAAUGGUUAUCCGCGCUAUAGGCGUCGUGAUAAUGGGUUGGUUAUCAAUAUUAAAGGCAACAAUGUAGAUAACCGUUGGGUGGUACCUUAUAAUCCUUGGUUAUCAAAGAAAUAUCAAGCCCACAUUAAUGUUAAAGCUUGCGUGUCUGUAAAGGCUGUUAAAUGUUUGUAUAAAUACAUAUACAAAGGGCAUGAUUGUGCGAAUGUUUUGAUAAAUGAACAGGUUAAACACGAUGAAAUAAACACUUUCUUAGAUUGUCGUUAUGUUAGUGCACCUGAGGCACUGUGGCGAAUAUUUGAGUAUCCCAUAAGUCAUAUGUCACACUCUAUUAUCCGUCUUAAGGUUUAUCUUCCUGAGAAUCAGAUUGUGUAUUUUAGAGAAGGAGAAGAACAAGUGGCUUUAGAUCGUGCUGCUCAACGUGAUACACACCUUACGGCCUGGUUUAAAUUGAAUUCUGAAAAUGAAGGAGCCAAUCGCUAUUCAUAUGUUGACAUUCCAUAUCACUUUGUAUUUGAUGAUAAACAUUGUAAAUGGAAGGUUAGACAAAGAGGUAGAAAUAAGGUGAUAGUAAGAAUGUAUAAAGUUAGUCCAACAGGAAAAUUAUUUUUUCUUAGAUUGUUACUUUUACAAGCAAAAGGAGCAAAAUCUUGGGAGGAUUUGCGUACUGUUAAUGGAAUAGUUCUUGAAACCUUUCGUGAAGCGUGUGUUUUUAAUGGUUUGUUGCAAGAUGACACUAAAUGGCAGAAUAAUCUUUCUGAGGCAGUUUUAACGCAAAUGCCUAAGCAAAUCAGGCAGCUGUUUUCAAUUAUUUUAACCUUUUGUGAACCUGGUGACCCUUUGCAUCUUUGGAAUUCAUACAAAGCUUUUAUGAUGGAGGAUUUCAUUCAUCGCCAAGUUCCAUUUAUAUUAGCUGAACAAACUACUCUUCUUCAAAUCAAAAAGAUUAUUAAUCAAAGUGGUAAAACGCUAUCUGAUUAUAAUUUGCCUGUUGUUGAUGAAUUUAUAGAUUUUAAUCAAGAAAAUUUAAAUGAUAAUUUUCAGCAAUCAAUUGACGAAGCUAAUAGAAUGAGACCGCUUCUUAAUGUCAAUCAAUUAAAUGUAAGUAAUGCUGUCCUUGCUGCAUUGAACGAGCAACCAUGUGUAGAAAAUCAACAUUCCAGAUUGUUUUUUAUGGAUGGACCAGCCGGUAGUGGCAAAACUUUUACAUAUAAUUAUUUGAUUGCUGAAAUGAGCAGUAGGGGUGUUAAAUCUGCUACAGCUGCAUGA